Messenger RNA from Moneuplotes crassus, 1332 nucleotides. NCBI's taxonomy places the organism in Eukaryota, Ciliophora, Spirotrichea, Euplotida, Euplotidae. The record is from the annotation of a GenBank genome assembly.
AUGGAAACUUAUGGUGGCGACUUUCAGCAUAAUAUACAAAUAGCAACUGCUGUCAGAAUCAAACCAAUUGACGCUCUCCAAACUGCUCAAGAUUGAGUACUCGACAUUGCAGGGUGUCCUUCCAGUAACACAGUGACUUGCACGCCAGCUUCUUUCUCUGCUGCACCCAGCGGCCCCAAAGUGUUCAGUGUCAAUCGUGUGUUCGACGAGUACUCGACCCAGCAAGAAGUGUACUCGGAUGCAGUGGCUUCAAUGGUUGAGUCAUUUCUGGGUGGCUGUAGUUCGACUGUGAUGUGUUAUGGAGGAACACAGACUGGCAAGACUCACACCCUCAGCUCACAAGCUGAAUCUGAUGGAGAGAAAGAGUACACACCAGGAAUGAUAGAGCUGAGUCUGAGAGAAGUGUUCAGUAAGCUUCACAAAUUUGAUAAAUACUUGCUGAGGUUUGAAUACUAUAUGGUUUGGAAUGAGACCCUUUACGACUUAUUUGAUGAUGGAGAUUAUUCAAGAGAAAUUAAACCAAAAGAUUCAGACUUCAAAGGGAUUUAUGGUGUAGAAUCGAUCGAGCAAGCAUUGGACCUUAUAGACCAAGCCAACCUAAAAAGCUACAAACUCAGAGCUGACCUCGACAUGAGAAGAGUCCACAUGAUUCUGAGAAUGAGCCUUGAUGUGAUCGAUCAUGAUGAAGAUGGGCCCGAAAUCAGUCACAGCGUCUUGUCUUUUGUUGACUUGCCCAGUUGAUCUAGAGUGCUUAAAACAGGUGCUAGCAAUAAUUUAUUAAAAGAGUGACAGAAGGUUUCACAAUCACUAUCUGCUAUUUGAAAUGUAUUGUGGUGACUAAAAGAAAACAAACGUCAUAUCCCAUUCAGAGAUUCAAAAACAACUUAUUUACUGAGUGAUUCGUUAAAUAAAAAUUCGAGAGUUCUAGUGAUUGGUUGAAUUUCUUUGGUAGACAAUCUUUCGUAUGAUUCUCUAUCCACUCUUCGAUAUCUAUCUCGGUUUCAGACUUCAAAUCAGCAACCUGAAGCAUUGAUGAAUUCAAGAAAUUCUACUCUUGUUAAGCUCAUUUUAAUUUCAAAGAAGAUCAAUGUAACUCAUGAAGAGAAGGAGAUCCCACAGGUUGAAACAUGCCUCAAGAGUUUAUUAGAAGUUUUGAGCUCUGACUCAGACUUGCCUGAGCCAUUAUCAAAAUCUAUCAAUUGGCAUUUUGGGAAUAAAGGAAGAAAAUUACUGUCCAGCUUGAUUGAACGAAUCCUUGAAGGAAUAUUUUCAGAAAAAAAUUGGGUGGCAACCAGAAAAGUUAAGACUAUUUAUUCAAUUUGUUCAGAAUAA